AUUGAAUACCAACGACAAUAUUCGAUACAUCCCCACCAAGGUCAGAAACUGGUUUGAAAGUAUCUGGUUUGUUUUCAAGCAAUGCAAUUUGUUAUUUCUAAGAAAUAUCCUUAAGGUCUAUUCGUGAUGGCCAAUCAAUAGUUUGAACGCACAUCAAUCAAUACUUAACACAGUUUUCAGUCACUUCAGAUAUAUAAAUUUAAGCACCCAAUAUCCCGAUUUUGGGGAAAUUUUUGGGAAAACUGCCAAUUGUCAUUGGAAUUGGGCGAAACUCCUAGGAUCAGGAGAUUAGGGAAUAUCGAUGAUCUACAUUGUUAUAUUUCCGUAGAUGUUGAUUAGAUGAUAUUUAGCCCUUUCAUUAUACUCAUUUUAAGAGAUCGGUUUUAAUUUUUUAGAUAUAGAUGGUUUCACUCUAUAAUUCCUCGAAGUUGAAUUUUGGUUUGCCUUCCUAUCUUUUAAUUUAUACUUCAUUGUUCAUGGGGAAACAUUCUGAAUCUCCGAAUUUUAGUGUCUCUCACUUCAAAACCUUGAUAUUCUAACAUGAGUUCAUGUUAUUAUGUUGUUUGGUUUUGGGAGUUUGGAACAUAAUUCUGUCACAGUCCCAUGCGCAUAAGGUUCCCUAGUUUGUUUAGGUUUCCUUGAAACAGUCGAGAUUCUACGUUAGAUUCCCCCGCACGAAAAUUUGAAACCCUGAUUAUUCUUGGAAAUUUAUCCACAAAAUGUCAGUAAUACCUCACUAGUUUGUGGUCAUAGCUCAUGCCCUCAGGAACUAGCGUCACUGUGUUUCAUACACAAACUAGCUUGGUUAUCACCUAUGAUACAGGAGAGUAGGUACUCUUCUUUAUUAUAAGGUUUCGUUAAAUUAAUUGUUUACUGUGUAUUUAACCCAGAACUCUUGGUUCCCAACAUGAAUGUCAGCCACAAAAUACGAACUGAAGUCAUUCAGGCUGGUUCUUGAACUUAUCAGCUUCUGAAAAUCAAAUUCACUGGGAUAAUUAUGAUUGUAAUAUGGUUCGUUGGAAGUUUGGUCCUCUCAAAUAAUCAGGACCUAUAAAUUAGACAUACAACCAAACUAAACGGGACUAGAACUCGUUUCAUUUUUACAGAUUAUCUUGGAAAUUGAGUCGAACUUCAUUUUAACAACACAUCUUGUCCAAUACUCCCUAACUAGUUAUUCCGCCUUACAUGUCUAUGGUGAAUUUUUCAGUCCUUAAUAUUACCCACUAUUAGUUAUCAUGAUAGUUGUAGAUUACCUACUGAUUCCUUUUGAACACAGUCGUUUUAGCCCAAAAACAGCUAUAGUUCCUGGAAGUUUGAGUCUAACCGAGUUGCUCUGUUUAUUGAUCAUUUUGGAUGGACAUAUUAUAUAGACCGGUUGUCCAGGCCUUUAAACUGCAAAGACUUCAUCCAAUUCAAAGGGUCCGUGUCAUGUAAAUCGUGUAAAAAGACGGCUAUAAAUUUGGCAAUUUUGUAUCACUAAAAACGUAACAAUAAGACAUUCGUAAGUAAACGAGUAGGCCUACAGUGUAUGUAUACUAUUUUGUGUAACUACAGUCAUUAUUAUAUCGUCUCUAGAAAUAGUAAAAAAUUACCUAGUGACAUUUCAUUUGAAAUCUAACAGUAAUAUUAUCUGCAAGGUUUAGUCACUAAGAUUAACUUUUGUAUUGUAUUCUUGGUUCAUUUCAUUGCAUCUACCAAUGCAUUUUCCUUCAAUAGCUUAAUUACUAUGGAUCAUUUGGAAACCACCUAUAAAUUUUUGAUACCGUCGUUCAUGCCAGCCAUAACUCAUCCCCUGACUUAUGCCAGGACAAUGAUGUUGUUGGGGUAUGAACCAUUUCCUCCUGUUCGUCGAUUUACUUUACGUAACAUUCUACGUCCGAACUAUGAAGUAUAUUACUACCCAAGUGUUUUCACUUACUGUCGUAAACUUCGCCAAGAGGUUGGGUUGUAUGGAAUUUUCACCAUUGGACUUCCUGCUAAUAUUAUUGGGUCAUUUGUUAAGUCGUACUCUACCAACAUCACUAUGGAGGUACAAAAUACUUAAUAUACAAUUAUUAUUUGCAAAAGUAUUUAACUCCGGACUUUUUUGAAAAGAAAACAUUUUUUGAAACUGAUAAAGGAAUCAGAAUUUUUUUGAUCAGUGUAAUUUUGAUUAAUAUCAUUCUUAACUAACUUACCCUUUCAGACCAGUAAAUGUACUGUUGCUCGAGUAGUGGGUGUAGUUGUUAGUUAUCCAUUCCAAGUCAUAAUGAUUCGCCAAAUGUCGCAAUUUAUCAAUGGGACACAAUUAUAUGAGUAUGAAUCACAAAUAAAUUUAGUUUAUGUUUGUCUCCCUCCAGUUGUAUUUUCAAUGCUUUUCCUACUAUACUGAGAAAUGAAGGUUUUUUAAGUUUCUUCAGGUGUGUUUUAUCUAAAUGAUAUUCCUUUCUAGUGGUUUGACACCUAGAUUAAUUGGAGAAGUUAUUACAGUUUGGUUGACUGCUUGUCUUGCCUAUUUUUUCAAUAAAUAUAUUUUCAUGGACCGUAUCGACCCUCCUCUGAAAAAGCACACUCCCUUGGUAACUGAGAUGAUAGUAAGUGGCGCCACUCAUGGACUCACAGUCACCUCCACAGUUAUGGCUGCUUGUGACUCGACGUACGUCAUAUUUUAGAACACAAUCUGUAGUAUAUAUAUAUGCGUGUUUGUGGUGUGUUUUUAUUUAUGAAACUGUUGUAAUUUUUAGUUAUGAUUGAUAUUUUGACCUACCCAUCAAUCUCUACUGAUAUAUAUAUAUAUAUAUCGCUGUUCCUUUAUCCAAUUUUCGUCUAUGAAUACGUAUCUUUUUACCAUAUAGUUUUAUUUACUAUUUCUACAACAUUUAAGUUCUUUCUGUGUUACUGGAUGUCUCCCUGACUCAAUUAUUUCCACAAGUUUUUUGGUUGCAUAAUCAGCUGGUUAGUUUCAGAGCAUUUUUCUUAUUCUUAAAUGCUUCAUUGUGGUACUCUAUCAACUACCAAACAGUUAGCUGUAUCCACAGUGCUUACUCUAAUAUUCUUUGAUUACCGUAAUCUUAUGUAUCCUUAUGGGUGAGUGAUCAUAGAUACUAUUUAUGUAGUUUGUGAUAUUUUUAGUUUAUAAAUUUCUAUAUUAAUCAGUCAUUAAAACCCAAACAGUAUGAGAUUGUUUUUAGCAAUACUAUCCUGGUUCAAGCGCUUAAACUUUACUAGUAGUAAGAGCCUGUUUUUCGAUUACUAAUAUUUCUGUCGUCUAAUAAUAGUUUUAUAAAAGUAGUCACAAAUAACUACUUGGUUUUUCAAUUUCUAGUUGAACAUUAUAGAAAAUGCGAUAAAUAAUAACAAAGUCAUCGUUUACAAAGAUUGACUUCCACACUUCACUUCUGAAAAUAAAGUCAUUUUGACAUGAAAACACCAAUUUGUUUCAUUUUUAUUAAUAUAUUAUUAAUUUCAGAAACAAUCUCGCUACGAUUUAAAGUUAAACUUUAUGCUUUAUACUGUAUGAGUAGAACUGCAGCUAUGUAAAUUUCUAAUUAUUGUUUUAUUAUUUUAUCUCACCUCUUAAACAAAUGGUUCAACCUAUAAAUUCUAAGAUACUUAAUAGUUUAAUCAUUUGUGUGUAUCAUAGACUUAUUUAUCCCAUUUACUUCGGGAUAACAUACUUUUAGCAUAUUAAGGUAGAAAAAGAAGUAUAACCACGUAAUAUGCUAACUAUCAUGGCUUACUAAAAACGGAAUUAUUUUGUGUUAUAAAGUGUUCAGGAAUUUCAGAUAUUGAAAGAGGACUACUUGAUGAUCUAAAGGAUGAUUGAUACUCUAGUAGGAAUUGUAGAUGAUAGGUAUGGAAGAUAUCUAGAGAAUAACAUCAGAAAUAGAUAUUUAAUUUUAUAUGCUACUCAGGAUAAUCAUCGUUGGUUCAUUUUUUGUCAGUUAUUUUAAUAUAUUUUAGAGUUUGGUAAUGUACCAGAGGGAGUAAUUAGUAAAAAAAAAGAUAGAAGGAAUUGCAUAACUAAGCUGAGUAACCCUGAAAUUUCAGUCUAUCAACAAAUUUGGCUUUUAUAAUUAUUCUCAUUGUCUCGUCGGGUUAAAUAAUUUUUUUUACAAAAAAUAUUGUUAUUUUACAAUAACGUAUUAGUUUGGUAACUCACAUUUCUUUACUCAAUGAACAUGAUGACGAUAUACCGUUGGAGAUAGUGAUUAUUUUAGAAAAGUUCAUGAAACGUUAAUGGCUUCAUGAUAAAAUGAAAUUAUCUUGCCUCACUGUCAAAAGUUGCGACUGUUCAAUUAAUAUUAUUUCGAUCAAAGAUCAAUUAUUUAUUAACCAAAGGUUACAUACUUCUUACUCCAUUAUUAUUUAAGUCUUUUCUUAUUAAUAGUGUAACAAAGGAAACUUAUUGUUGAGGACAUUAUAGACCAACAUAAAUUUUAGACACAAAAUAUCAGAUUUAUAUUUUGUUAUAGAAUGUUUAUCUCUUCAUUUGCAUGCAUUCAUAUGUGUUAAUUUGUUAUAUUCUCAAAACGCAUUAAAACUGUUCUUACUCAGAUUGCAUUUUGAUAAGUAUUAUCUCAUAACCACAAGUACAAAGUACAGAUGUGAUUUCAGGAUAUACACUCGUAAAACGAGUUUUAACUCACACUUUUUAUACUUUUGUUACUUGAUCUAACACUCUUCUAUUUUACUAACUUAUAAAUGUUUGAAUAGCUUCACUAAAUGAUAUCGUCGAAAAUAAAGUUUUCUUUGCAGAACAGCCUUUAUUUUUCACAAACGAUGUGAUGAGUUUCUUAAGAUUGCUACAUUUUCUGUAUUCAUUAUAGCAAUUCUAAACAAAAUGUGGUAACAGUCUCUGAAUAUUAUCCCUCCAUCAUUAUUAACGUCGUACCUGUAUUCAACAAUUGGUGGCAAUGUUAUUCCUAUCUCAGCCAAUCUGUAAGUUUCUUGUUUCUCUGUAUUUAUGUCGUACAACGUUUUUUUUUAACUAAUAUACCUCAACCUGACGUCAUUUGUUCAAAACAGCAGUUAAACAAAUCUCAGUCUAGCCAUACAUAUUUGAUCUCUAAUGGUGUUGCAUUCUCUAAGCGAAGUUUUGGUUAUCAUUCUGGAAAAUGGCAUUAGCGUCAAGUUGGCGUUAAUUUAUUGUCUACGAAAUUUCACCAACCAGUCUUUUCAUCGUAGCUGCGGUAUAGGUGGUCCAAUUGACAUUUGUUUGGUGUGUUUUGUGUUCAUUUUUCGAGGUGACGAGACUAGAGCAGAUGCCCAGCACCUAAACGUAGUUGGUGAAUAAGAAGAGUCAGUUUAGAGGGUUUUUGAAACCGUGAUUAUAAAUCAAUGGUGUGCAUUAGAUUCAGAAUCGGCUACCAUAGGACUGCAUGUCGUGACGUUACUUUGUUAUUGAUUGGACCUUUCGCUCAAACGCUUGGGGUAGCCCAUUUAAUCAAACCUCGGAUUCGAUUUGGGAUUUUAGACAGUAUCCUAGCCGACACACAAAUACGAAGGUAGCUAUUGAUGGAUAAAAUGUUCUAUUUGUUCUGCUUUACUAUUCCUCCGAGCAAUAUUUACGAUUACUUUGCUAUUGGAAAAUUUGUUUUAUACUGACUUAACUUUCCAUUCCAUUUUGUGUAUACGUCUUUCUGCACUAAAUUUAUUUGUUGUUGCCUAGAAUUCUAUCCUGUUUAAAUGGUCUGCAGUCAUGUCACCAUUAAUUUACUAGUUCUAAUAACAGUUUUUCUAAAACCAUUUGUGUCAUUUAAAAUUCUGCGUUCUUACCGUCAUGCGAAUCGGACAAUAAACAGAUUUAGCCAUGUCUUUGGAAAGACAAUGUUGGCGUAUGUUGUAUAUCUGACACUUGUAUCUAAAACUCUAAAAAGUACUACAAUUCGCUUUUCAUCCCAAUUUUGAAAAUCUACUGCACCUGCACUUAUUUCAGGGACCCUGUGUAGUAGGUGUCUGGUGUCAGAUCAAACGCCAAAGCGGAGGCAUUACUAAUCGACGGAGUUUUCAUUAAGAGUCAUUUAUGUACUAUUGGCUUGAAUGAUCGCAUCACAACGCGGAGAAACUAAUGUGGGAAAAUAUAUCUCUUCACAAUCUACCAAGAUUGGUUACAGCCCAACAACUCUUUAUGAUCUUCCUAGCCACCUCUAAUGCAAACAACAUAUCUUACUCAAAAGGUUCGAAGGUUGAUGCAAGCGAAUAGCAAUUAUAUGUAAUUACUUUUAAAAUGCUCCUAAAGUACAACAAUAAACUAGCAUGUUACAAGAUCAAGCAAUAGAGAAAAUAAGGAUUUAGCCCCAGUAUAAAUAGCUAGUACUUUACGUAUAAAAUUUGAGAGGGAAAAGCACAAAUUUAAAUUUACAAAACAAAAACAAAAAGCGUGAAUGUUAGAUUAUUUUUAGCAAUUUAAUCAUCUUCAACAAAACUACGUACAUAUAGAACUUUACAUUCUCAGCUGACCAACCUCAUAAAACCGUUUAUAAUUAAUCUUUCUAUUUUUGAUAUAAUCAUCAUUGAUAACAGUGCUGCCAGUCACUUCAUUCACUGAGAGUAUCCUUCUUCAGCUUUUGCUUAACACAGUUAAAUGUAUGGUUUUAAGCCUGUUACGAGUUACUACACCUUGUAAUGCUUCAGUAAUUACAAUAAUAUCAAUCUCAUAAUGGGUGUGAUAUACUGUAGUAAAUAACUUCAUUCGAUCUUAUAUCAUUAUUGUUUAACAUCUCCGUUAAACCAUGUUGAACAUAGAUUCAGGUGUAUUAUUAACUCACUAGCCUAUUGAUUUUAAUGAACUCAUUCACCACGUACUUGGGUAUAAGUUACACUCUAGUUGUAAGGGCUAGUGAUACUAUCUGGUUACCUGCCCCCAAAUACCCUCGUACGGUCGAGGGUGGGGAGAGUCCGCUCUCCAAAUGCUCUCACAUGACCACGCAUAUACAGCCACUGUCAAGGAAGUCUUACUCACUGCCUCCUCGUGAUGGGAGUGUUGUUUAUGAAUACAAAGAAGUUUUCCUGUUUAAUAGUAUUAAUAUUAAAGUAGAUAAUAGUCACAUACAUUUUAGUUACUUUUGAUAAAUAAUAUUUUCUAGGAUAUAUUGCUAGGCUGUAUUUAUUUACUUGAUCAACUAAGACAUUAAAUGAUUUGCUUAACAUCUUUAAAUUGCUUUUUUGAGGAAUGAUAAAUUAUAUAAAUUUGUACGUGCUCCUCCGGACUAUACUUCAACUGUAUUUUCUGAAAAAUACUUAUUUUAGUGUAUGCAUAAAUAAAGACUUUAAUAAAUUAACAUUUUUGCUUUAUAGGAUGCUUUUGUUAGAGGAUCAUCUUUAUUCUUCCGACGUGCUCCAUCACCAGUGUCUAAAUUACAUGGCUAUAGUCAAUGAAAAUACCUUUAGCUUACAUGAACGGGAUUACCUGAAACUGUAUUGAUCUGUUUUUUCUCUUUACUCAUAUAUUCUGUUACAUGACUCAAAUAAAACAUAUUUAAUUGAUUAUUUGUUUUCAAUACUAAUUGAGAAUUUAUACCACUGCAACCUUUAGUUGACAUUAACGACAAAUCUCUUUGCACUACUAAUGCGGUUAAUUAUUCAUCAUUCUGUUUGUGUUUGCAUGUAUCAUGUUAUUGUUGAGAAUGUUUUCAUUGAUAUGUAUUCGUUCACUUGCCGCACUGACAAUUUCUUUUUUUUUAAAGAAUGUUGCACUAGCUUUAAUAUUGUUUAUAUUGUAUACGUUCAAAACAAUCAAGAAAUGGUAUGUAAUUUGUCUGUUGCCUCCUCCUGCCCACCCCCAGUAUUAUUCCAAACAUUAUCAGUAAAACAAUACUCUUAGUCGAAGAUGAAUUUAUAUUACCCCAGUGAAUAAUUAAGAUGAAUAGUCUUUGUACAGAAAUACACAUACUUUUGUUGUAAGAGUACAUUUACUGAAUCUAAAUGAAAUACUACUACUAUUGCAUUUAUCAAUUAAUUCAUUCAUCAUUGCGUACUAUGGUGGCUUAUUAUUGUGUAUACGUAUCAUACGUUUGGUUGUUGCAUUUUCUUUUAACUAAAGAAUGAGAAACUAUGUGCUGAUUAUAGUACAGUGUAAUUCUAAAGGAGUUGUUAAAUAUGUAUCUGUCUCAUGUAUCGUAAUUAUGAAAAGAAUAAGUUAAGGUAUAUUUGUAAAAUCUAGAAAUUCAUGAUAUAUUGUAAAGAACCAUCGAAAAUUAAAUUCACCUCAAUCAGUUGUGUGAAUAAAGACAUCGACUAGAGGUCAGUAAAAUAUGUGCAACUGCUUCAUUUCAUCCUGUGACUCAGUUAAGGUACAACCAUUCACAAUUUACCAUUUUGGAGGUGAACCAAUAGGUAAGUUAGUCUUCUAACAAUUAUAACUCAUUUUUUCAGUUAGAACUUCAGAUUUUAAUCAAUUCAUGAUACCACUCAUUUAAGCAGAAUAAUUAAAAACAAAGAUACGAGAAUGUACACAGUAAAAAUAAAAUAACUGAGGAACAGUAUUACUGUCAAGAAAUAAACUGAAUUCAUUUUCGUCACUGUCUUCGAUCUCGAACUGUAUGACUUGAAGUCUUUAGUUAUUUAUCAGAGUUUUCUUCUAAACUGUGAUGGGAGGCCAUGGAUCUAGCAGCAAAACUUGUACCGCUAGUGGAUAAAUAGACUGUUUUGGAAGCUUACUACGGUACUUGAUAAACAGAAUAGUACAAUUUACAGGUUAAUAGCGUUGUACCCAUAGCAUGUAUCCCAUCCUUAAUUGUUGAUAGUUUACAAAUUCAUUGGCUAGUUUCUUCUCAUUAUCUAGUCUUGCCUGGGUCCAGUUGUCAGUAAAACUCAUCUCCCUCAUCUGAAAUCUAUUAUUAUGGUUUUAUCACUCUUCUAUCAACCUGCAUAGCACAAUAAAGUACCAUGAGCUAACCCAAACCACAUUUUUCUAAAUAAAUUGGUGCAGGAUUACCAUAUCUCGUUUUACUACCAUAUAUUAUCUUCCCAAUUUUAAUUCAAAUGUUAGUAAGUUGAGUCUGAGGACCUGAAACUCAUUUGUACUAGUGCCUGUUGUAUAAUAAAUACUGUUACAAGACACACAUUAAAGCAGAAGUUGAGUUAAUUUGUGACCCAUACAUCAGAUAUCUGUUACUACCAAGGACAUGGAAUCUAAUAGUAUUAUUCUCUGGCGAAUAAUAUUUAUUAUAAUACCUGUCCUCUGGGAAUUAAGAGAAUAAGCUAGUUUGUAGUUUAUCUUAGGUACUACACUGUUUCAAGGAAGUUAUUGUAUUACAGACUUUUCUAACAUCUAUACUAUUGUCACUUGUCCAAAUGAUCAUAUUUGUUAAUCUAUAGUUGUUAGUGACAAGUUAUGUUAUUUUAAUCUACUUUAAAUUUUUGUUUUAUUUUUCUCUUCAACUUUGUUAAAUGAUUUGAGAUUUUGCCUCUGUAUAUCCUUCAUAAGAAUAAGAACACAUACAUUUGAUUUAUAGAUAUAUUAUUAUCAAUAAUCUUUAUGUGUGUUUCAAGACAGUGGUUACUAUAAUUAACCUAAUAGUAAUGAGAAGUAACGUACUCUAUUUUCCGGUACAUGUUUCUGUAACAAAUAGUUUUUUUCAUGUACAUUUGAGGUACUUGUAAUGCCGAGUUAUGUUACCACUGUUAGUUUGAAAUAUAUAUGGCGGUUCUUGAACAUCUAGGAAAUAGUAGCGAUGUUAUUAUCACGUAUCCCUUGCGGGUUAUUUUGUUAUGACUUCUGUGUGAUUGUUCAACACGAUAGCAGUCUACAUUUCUCAGUUCCAUCAUUACUUAAUAUCUUUAUUGUAUGUUCUGAAAGCCUUGUUGAACUUGGUUUGCUUCCAUUCUCACGGAUCUUUGAUAGCUGGGGCUUCUAUCGAUAUAAGCAUCAAGAAGCUACCAAUUCUAUGAUAUAUUUAAAAAUAAUCGUUUGUACUUAGUGCAAUCAAGGUAUUCUGUAAUUGGAAAAACCUUUGUUCACUUGUUCGCGCCUCCAAUAUUCACAAGUAGAAUAAAAAUCUACUUUCCAUUAACAUAAUUAACUGAAUAUUUACUAAUCCAUUUAUGACCUCUCUCUAGCCAAAUAGAAAUACCAGCUGUUAGACUUUCUUACAGGUUGAUCCAAGUUAUGUAUCGUUUCCUUUUUAAUAUUUUAUUUCGUCUCAUUACAGUAAAUAUGUCAACGGAACAAAUAAUACAAAAUGAAAGUGACUUACCUCCUCCAUACUAUCAAAUAAAUCACGAAUGUAUUCGUCGUUACAAACGUAGAACUCAUUGUGCUUACUUCACAUUAAUUAUAUCAGGCAUUGUAAUGAUGCUAUUCGGUGCUCUUAUUCUCGUGAUUUUGAUACCACAAGAAAUCAAUUUAUAUCGAUGGAAUAUAAAAGGACCAUUAUCAAGAUUUUUCAAUCACGACAAAACUGUUUUACUAAUUAGUAUGGAUGGAUUUCGUCAUGAUUAUAUAGAAUUGACUAAAACUCAUCUGGGCUCUAAUGCAUUACCGAAUUUCGAUCGUCUAAUAUCGGAAGGUGUACGAGCUAUGGAAUCGAUCAAUGUUUAUCCUACAAUUACUCUACCUAAUCAUCGUACAUUAAUUACCGGUUUGUAUCCUGAAAAUCAUGGAGUUGUUGGGAAUAGUCUACUGGAUAAGAAAUGGCCAAAUAAAACUUUCAGUAUAUAUGAUCAGGAAAGCCUAAAUCAUGCUCCGUGGUUAACUGAUUGGCCUGAACCUAUAUGGGUUACAUUGCAAAAAAAUGGUGGCUAUACUGGUUCACUUUUAUGGCCUUUAACUGAUCAGUUUGUUAGCGAUGAUUUACCAUUUCAACGAGUUUCACAAUAUGCUUUACUUAAUGACUAUGAACACCGUUAUGCGUAUGACCAACGAAUCAGAGAUAUAUUAUGGUGGUUGAAAAAUCCUAGAUAUCAUUUAAAUUUAAUUUUAGCUUAUUUUGAAGAACCUGAUGAAACUGGUCAUUCAUACGGUCCAAAUAGUAAACAUGUUGCAAAAGUUGUUCAAACCUUAGAUGAAACACUUGGUCAUCUAUUAGACGGUAUCAAAAAACGUGGUCUUUCUGAUAAAGUAGAUAUUAUUCUAACUGCUGAUCAUGGUAUGUCUGAAACAUCAAAUACUCGUCUUAUUCCGUUGGACAAAUAUAUUGAUCAUUCUUCGUACAAUUAUACUCAAUUAUCAACUAUGGGAUUCCUUUAUCCUGCACCUGGGAAAUUUGAAGAAGUGUACAAACGUCUAAAAAAUGCGCAUCCAAAAUUAGAUGUGUAUCGAAGAGAUGAAGUUCCUACCUAUCUGAAUUUCAAUAUAACCAACUCUCGUAUGCCUCCAUUGAUACUUAUUGCUAAGCCAAGUUGGAAAAUUGUAAAGAACACUUCACAUCCUUACGCCAAUGUUUCUGGUGAUCAUGGUUAUGCAACAGAUUUCUCUGAAAUGUAUCCAUUCUUCAUUGCAAGUGGUCCUUCUUUCAAGAUUGCUGAGAGCGUUCCUACUGUCCAUGCUGUAGACGUUUAUCCACUAAUGUGUGCAUUAUUAAAUAUUCAACCAAAUCCAAACAAUGGCAGCCUAGAACGUAUUUCAAACAUACUGAAACCUGAUGUUGCCAAUCGCCUUUUGAAUUUGAAUAGUUGGUCAUAUUUAUGGAAAUGGAUCAUAUUUGAUUUGAGAUUUAUUUUAUUUAUUUCAAUUAUAUGCGUUUUAUUUAUGAUUUUACUGUGUUCAAUUGUAGUUGUGAUGAAUCGUAAAGAAACCAAUGAACCAUUCAUUCGUCUACCCAUUGAUAAUGAUAAAGAGUUUUCAGAUUAUAAUACAUGAAGGUAUUUAGUAACUAUAAUUCUUGCUCAACCUCAUCAAUUUAUUUCUAUUAUUGAUUAUUAAUGAUAACACAAACUCUAUCAUGAUUUUCAUUUGAUGAAUCUACAGAAACAAAAGUUUUUUUUUUAUCGUUCUCUAAAUCAAUAUCUAUCAACUCGAUCCCUUCAAUAUACAUAUAUACUUAAUUAGGGGUAUUUUUUUGUAUAAGAUGCAUAUUUGAUUGAUAAAUAUGACUUAAAGA
Messenger RNA from Schistosoma haematobium, 12023 nucleotides. RefSeq names its product Bis(5'-adenosyl)-triphosphatase enpp4. Bases 10091 to 11782 code for a protein of 563 amino acids. NCBI's taxonomy places the organism in Eukaryota, Metazoa, Platyhelminthes, Trematoda, Strigeidida, Schistosomatidae. The transcript is spliced from 8 exons. The record is from RefSeq and is a predicted model, not a curated record.